AUUACGUUCAACAAAGGUCCAACUGUUGUGGUGUCUAUGUGACUCAGUAUAGGUGAAACCGAAGAGGAGCUAGUCAACGUACUAAUGGGAUCACCUGAGAACUGUUUUACCCACGUCAGAGCCACAAAAUUCACAAACAUAUGAACCUACGUUAAUUCCUACUUCAGUGAGAAACAUGGCUGGACAAAUAUUUUGGGAUAUUUUGGUACUUACAGUGGCUGUCCUACUUGUCCAUGUGUGUGAGGCUGAAGCAAAUUAUUUCGCAGAAACAACAAAGGCUUUAGAGUUCAGCUACGUGUAUUCAGAUGAACCUGUCCAUCACAUAAAACGAAGAAGCACAGAGGCACACACAGACUAUAUUGUUGAAAUUGAGAUAAAUGCAUCAAGCAUUUUUGUGAUCGAUGAAAUUAAGAAAGAGCUGAAUAGGAUUCAAAACGAUCCCCCAGUUGCCAAUCUGACAAUAUUAGAGACAAACUUUACGACAGUGUGCAGCUUCUUUAACUCUAUAUACCAGUGCAGAUGUGAGGCGGAGUAUUUCUGGCCCUGUGCCAUGUGUGAAAACAAUGGAAGCUGUAACACAGCUGAUGCAGCUGAUGCAUGCAGCUGCAUCAAAGCUAAACCAAGUGGACAGUUCUGCCAAAAGAAAAGUAACCCAGCAUGUACACAACCAACAACAGUCCCACCCCCUCCUGUCUACGGUAAAGUAAUUAGCAUGCAAUUGAGAAUGAGAAAUAAAAGAUUUGAUACCAGCCUGACCAACCCUAAGGACCAAGCUUACAAAGACCAAGCUGAAAUAAUUAUGUCAGCGAUUAAUAAAGGUUAUGGAAGUUUUUUUGGCUACAUAAAAAAUUCAGUGAAAGUCAUCGGCUUCAGGCCUGGCAGUGUUAUGGUAGACUACACGAUAAAUGCAACAGACAACAGCUUUGAUUUUAAAGCGGCAAACAGUAUUGUUACCAACAUACUAAUGAAUUCUACAGAUAAUUUUGCUCAAUCUGAACCAAAGCUUCUUAACACAACCAGAGAUGCAGUGUAUCCUCUCCAAAGUAUGACCCUGAAAUGUCCAGAGUCGACAGUUAUAAAUGCAAUUCAAUGGAGUGUGAAUGAGAAAGAGCCAGACCUCGACAAAUACUGCAGAUACGCAUGCACCCUAGUAACUGAUUCAAUCCCCAUCAUCCAGUGGCAAAAUAUUGUGAUCGAAAAACAACCCCAAAUAGAUGUAAAGGGUGAUGAUUUACGUGUUUUUCCCUGUGAUGGAAGGACUAUUCAACUAAACUGUUGUGUUAACACCAACCAUUUCAUUGAGUGGGUCCUGCUAGGCAAAGUUGAAACAUCAGGGCUAGGUUGUGUUACAUUUGACUACAAAACUGAUAAUGUCCUUUGUGGGGAGAAAAUCUUCACAUGUCGACUCCAGGGUUUAGAGCAACUCUAUAAAUACAGUUAUAGCAUGCGUGAUGUCACGAUUGAGACAAAAGCAAAAGAUCCAGAGUAUACCUGUGAAAAAAAUGUACUUGGAAUUGGAAAAGAAAAUGAAACAAAAGAAGGGCCAUGUGAUAAUGGCAUGGAAGGAAACAUUACAUAUAAAUGUCAGAAAGGAACAUGGAAUGAAAUACAGGACAACUGUGUAGUCAAAGUUAUCGAUGACCUUGAAACUGAAUCUCAGGUCUUGGAUGAGAAAGAAAUUCCAAAAUUUGUGGAAAGCCUCAGUAAUGCUACAGAGAAGAGUAAUUCUAUUAUAACCAAGUCUGUUGCAACUGUCCAAACAGUUGUUGACAUUCUCACCACAAUUGCUGAAGUCUCCGAAAACAUCUUUAUACAUAAACCUGUGAUAGAGGGUUUCCUUACCACGGUAGACAAUAUCUUAUCAGAUGAAUCCGCAAACACAUGGGAACAAUUGAACAACGGCAACCAGGCAGAAAAAAACACCAGCGUUGAACUUCUGCAAGCUAUUGAGGACAUAAGUAGCCAUCUGUCAGCUGGGAAUUUUGACAUAACAAAACCAAACAUUCAGCUUAACAGAAAUGUAACUGAUGGGAUAUUGACAACGUUCAGUGUCACAUCUCAACUGCAAGACUCAACUUCACAGAUUGUGAUACCAAAUGUUCCUAAUUCAACGUCAAUAACCAUUAUUAUCUUCACAGACAUUGGCAAUGUUCUACCUACUCGCAAUACUUCUGUUAUUAACACCGGAACAUCAGUAAACCGCAUUAAUGGAGACGUGAUUGUUGUUCAGGUCGAACCACCACUGAACAACAUUUUGUUAACUUUUGACAUAAAAAAUACAUCAUUGGGAAAUCCUGAGUGUGUCUUUUGGAACUUUACUCUUGACCGAUGGGAUUCCACAGGAUGUAAAGUCAAGUUCUAUUUAAAGGAAAAUGUUACGUGUGAAUGCGACCACACAACCUCUUUUUCAAUCCUGAUGUCACCGUUUGAAUUUACAAACCCUGAGGAACUCAAAGCCUUAGCCUAUAUAACAUACAUCGGUGUUGCUAUUUCAAUAACCAGCUUGAUUCUGUGUCUCAUUAUUGAGAAGAUUGUAUGGAAGUCAGUAAAGCGUAAUGACACGUCAUACAUGCGACACGUCUCAAUAGUCAACAUCGCUGUGUCUCUGCUUAUUGCAAACAUCUGUUUCAUCAUUGGAGCUGCAAUCGCAGAUCAAGACAUAAAACAAGGGCUGAUGAUCUCAGUGGCUCGCUGCAGUCCAGUGGUUUUCUUCAUGCACUUUUUUUAUCUUGCCGUUUUCUUCUGGAUGCUCAUUUCAGCCCUUUUGCUCCUUUACCGCACUGUUGUGGUCUUGGCUCAAAUGUCAAGGACUAUUAUGAGGGUCAUUGGCUUCACAGUUGGUUAUGGUGCACCUUUGCUCAUAGCGGUUAUUACUGUCGCAUCCACAGCUGGACCUAAAAACUAUGUCUCAAAAGAAAACGCAUGCUGGCUGAACUGGACUGAAUCUAAAGCUCUGCUGGCAUUUGUGAUUCCAGCUCUGACUAUCGUUUUCAUAAACCUUGUGGUUUUGAUUGUGGUUGUGUGCAAGAUCUUAAGGAGGGGGGUUGGUGCUGCAUCUCAACCAGCUGAAAGACCUAUCUUCAUAGUCAUUGCCCGAUGUUUGGCCUUCCUGACUCCUAUCUUUGGUCUAACAUGGGGAUUUGGCAUUGGAACCAUGGUGUCACGUGACUUUGGCAUUCAUGUGGUGUUUGCACUCCUAAAUUCACUGCAGGGAUUUUUUGUGUUGGUGUUUGGAAUACUUUUAGACGGCAAGGUCCGUGAGGUACUUGGAGGAAAGCUGUCACUGAGUAGCCUAAGUUCCAGUCCUACCAGGAGCACUAAUCCAGGAGUGUCAUCUUCAAGUGGACUGGGACUCUUUGCAAGACUGCGCAGAAAUGUGUACAACGUAUCUAAUCCCAGCUCAUCUCGACCUACUAACAGCUCCGGUGCUUCAGAGAAUUUAAUGAAUCCCUAAUUUAUCAUGUUAUUAUAUUCAACCAAUGUCAUUAUUCAAAACGAUUUAAUCUGUUACGAUGAUUAUUGUAAAAUGAGGUGUACAUUUUGUCAUUUAACAAACUAUUAAUUAUGUUGUUAGUGGUUGAUAAGCACUUUUAUUUAAUUCAUUUUAAUCAUACAUUAAAGUCAUAGCAAGUUAGCAACAACAAAAAACACAACUAUUGAACAGUUCACUAUUAAGGGAAAAAGAAAACACACACUGACUUCGGGUAAGCUAUCAGGAUGGAACGAGUAAUUACUGCCAUAUAUUGUUACAGCUAAAUGUUCAUGGGUUAGUUGAAUGUUUAACUGCUAUAGCAAAAACUGCUAUGUUUUUGAUAUAAUAACUAGGUGUUUGAAAUCAAUAUACCCACACUUGUGUAUUGUAUUCACUUUAUAUUAUAAUAUUAAAAUAAGAUAUUUUAAUUA
Messenger RNA from Triplophysa dalaica, 3903 nucleotides. Its product is annotated as adhesion G protein-coupled receptor F5-like. The transcript is spliced from 21 exons. The record is from RefSeq and is a predicted model, not a curated record. NCBI's taxonomy places the organism in Eukaryota, Metazoa, Chordata, Actinopteri, Cypriniformes, Nemacheilidae. Gene Ontology annotation, molecular function: G protein-coupled receptor activity. Gene Ontology annotation, biological process: cell surface receptor signaling pathway; G protein-coupled receptor signaling pathway. Bases 176 to 3454 code for a protein of 1092 amino acids. Gene Ontology annotation, cellular component: membrane.